AUGUUGCCGCUCACGGUGAAUUUCAAGGUGUCGGCCCGCACCCUCACCGGGGCCCUCAGCGCCCACAACAAGGCGGCGGUAGACUGGGGCUGGCAAGGUUUAAUUGCGUAUGGGUGUCAUUCCCUGGUGGUGGUGAUCGAUUCCAGCACUGCCCAAACCCUUCAAGUUUUAGAAAAGCAUAAAGCUGAUGUUGUGAAGGUUAAGUGGGCCAGAGAGAACUACCACCAUCACAUCGGCUCUCCCUACUCCUUGCGCCUCGCGUCUGCCGACGCCAGUGGGAAAAUCAUCGUUUGGGAUGUAGCAGCCGGAGUGGCUCAGUGUGAGAUCCAAGAGCAUGCCAAGCCCAUCCAGGACGUUCAGUGGUUAUGGAGCCAAGACGCCUCCCGAGACUUGCUUCUCGCCAUCCACCCGCCAAACUACAUUGUGCUCUGGAACGCGGACACCGGCACCAAGCUCUGGAAGAAGAGCUACGCAGACAACAUCCUUUCCUUUGCUUUCGACCCUUUUGACUCUUCCCAUUUAACUUUACUUACCAGCGAGGGCAUUGUGUUCAUCUCAGACUUCUCCCCAUCCAAGCCUCCCUCAGGCCCUGGGAAAAAAGUCUACAUAUCCAGCCCGCACUCUAGCCCGGCUCACGGCAAGCUGGCUGCCGCCACGGGGGCUAAGAAGGCUCUUAAUAAAGUCAAAAUCUUAAUCACGCAGGAGAAACCUAGCGCUGAGUUCAUAACCCUCAACGAUUGCCUGCAGCUGGCCUAUCUGCCUUCCAAAAGGAGCCACAUGUUGUUGCUCUAUCCCCGUGAGAUCCUGAUCCUGGACCUCGAGGUGAACCAGACGGUGGGCGUGAUCGCAAUAGAGCGCACGGGCGUCCCGUUUCUGCAGGUAAUACCCUGCUUUCAACGAGAUGGUUUAUUUUGCCUACAUGAGAAUGGUUGCAUAACUUUACGUGUUCGAAGAUCUUAUAAUAGUAUUUUCACCACUUCAAAUGAGGAACCAGAUGCAGAUCCCGUCCAGGAGCUCACCUACGACUUACGCAGCCAGUGCGACGCCAUCCGCGUGACGAAGACAGUCCGCCCCCUCAGCAUGGUGUGCUGCCCCGUCAACGAGAACGCCGCCGCCCUCGUGGUGAGCGACGGCCGGGUCAUGAUAUGGGAGCUGAGGUCUGCCGUUUGCAGUCGAAGUGCACGGAGCGGGGCAAAGCGCAAUUGCCGGGGAAGAGCAUCCCAAAGGCUCGGCGCUGCAGGAAGUGCACCUCAAAUUCCUGCUCACGGGACUGAUUUCAGGACUGCCCGCGCCACCGUUCACCGUCCGUAUGUGUCCCCCGUUGACCACAAAGAACAUCAAGAUGUAUCAGCCAUUGCUUGCUGUUGGUACAGGUAA
Molecule: messenger RNA, 1377 nt
Organism: Pipistrellus nathusii (Nathusius's pipistrelle)
Lineage: Eukaryota; Metazoa; Chordata; Mammalia; Chiroptera; Vespertilionidae
Source: the annotation of a GenBank genome assembly